CACGAUUAGAUCUGUCUUCUGUCGAAUCAUCUCUGUUGUAUUAAGCGAGGUACACAGAAGGAGCCUUGUGCUUUGAUUCUCUUCUUCCCGAAAGUGAAAGUAAAGCUCAGAUCGCUGGAGCGCGAACAGUGAAAAUGGCGUCACUGAAUGUAUCAGCUGAAGAGCUUUCUUGUCCUGUGUGCUGUGAAAUCUUCAAGGCUCCUGUUAUUUUAUCAUGCAGUCACAGUUUCUGUAAAGAGUGUCUUCAUCAGUUCUGGACAACCAAGAAAACCCAGGAGUGUCCCGUCUGCAGGAGAGACUCGAAACAUGAUCCUCCAGUUAACCUUGCGUUAAAAAACCUGUGUGAGUCGUUCCUGAAGGAGAGAAACGACUGCCUUUCAUCAGAGUCUGAGGAGAUCUGCAGUUUACACAGUGAGAAACUCAAACUCUUCUGUCAGGAGGACAAACAGCCGGUGUGUUUAGUGUGUAUUAACUCACAGAAACACGACAAUCACACAUUCAGACCCAUCGGAGAAGCGGUUUCCUCGUAUAAGGAGGAGCUCAAUAUAUCACUGAAGUCCUUACAAGAGAAUCUGAAACAUCGUGAAGAAACGAAAGAAGAGUUUGAGAAAACAGUUGAACACAUCAAGUCUCAAGCUGAGCACACAGAGCGUCAGAUUAAACAGCAGUUUGAGAAGCUUCAUCAGUUUCUCAGAGACGAAGAAGAAGCUACAAUCACUGCACUGAGAGAGGAAGAGGAGCAGAAGAAGCAGAUGAUGAAGGAGAAGCUGGAGGAGAUCAACACACACAUCUCAGCUCUUUCACACUCAAUCAAAGACAUGGAGGAGAUGAUGAACACUAGUGACGUCUGCUUUCUGAAGAAGUUUCCAGUCUCGAUGGAAAGAGUCCAGAUCUCAUCACAGCCGGAUCCACAGACUCCUUCUGGAGCUCUGAUUCAUGUGCCACGAUACUUGGGAAACCUGCUCUUCAGAGUCUGGAAGAAGAUGCAGGACAUCGUCCAGAACACUCCUGUGAUUCUGGAUCCAAACACAGCUCAUCCAGAUCUCAUCGUGUCUGAUGAUCUGACCAGUGUGAAAUACAGCGGGAACAAACAACCUCUUCCUGAUAACCCAGAGAGGUUUGACAUCUAUGACUGUGUCCUGGCUUCAGAGGGGUUUAGCUCAGGAACACACUGCUGGGACGUGGAGGUUAAAGAGAGUUCAUGCUGGAGUCUCGGAGUCACUACAGCAUCAAACCGGAGGAAAGGAGGUGAUUUCUAUAACAAUGAUGUCUGGAGUGUGCGAUAUGGACAGUUUGAGCAGGAUCUUGAGCGUGUGAGAGUGUAUCUGGACUAUGACAGAGGAACGGUGUCAUUCUCUGAUCCUUUAACUAACACACAUCUACACACAUUCACAAACACCUUCACUCACACACUCUUCCCAUUCUUCUAUUGUGAUUCCUUUCAGUCCUGUUCUUCCUCUCUGAGGAUCCUGCCGUUUAGUUAUUAUUAAAUGUUACUCCUGUAGGUUUGGAUCAUCCUGCUUUCAUCUUUAACAGUCAUCAUGUUUCCAAUAUUUAAUCUAAAUCACAGUGCUGAUGAUCUGAAUAUCAAUACAGAUGUGACUGGGCCGUGAUGAUCACAACACAUCAAUAAAUAAAAUAAAAAAAUAUAAAAUUUGAUACAAAUAAUUACAUUUUCAUUUAUAUUCCACUUUACAUGAUUAGACUGAUCAUUUUAGCAUUUUUUUUUUUUUCUGGCAAAUUGCCAUUUACCUAAUUAUUUAAAUGAAGCGUGUCUAUUUUUUAUUGUUAAUUAUUUAUACAUGUAAUUAUUUCAGAACAAAUUAUAAUAAUCUCUCGAAGUGUCUUCUUUUUUUUUUUAUUAAUGUGUGAUUGUGAUUUCAGCACCAUUUUUAUUAUGAAAUCAAAAAUGUUUGAGUAUGAUAAAGUUUUAUGUCACAUGUAGGAUACAUGCCUGAGCCUACUCUUCCCUCCACCAGCCGCCUGAGGGAUUCCUCUCCCAAAGUUUGACUCCUGUCACACCUGAAUCUCUUUCUCCACCAUCACUCAGUUACUCUAGACCAAGGUUCCUCUAAUCUUGUCCUGGAGGGCCAACACGCUGCAGAGUUUAGCUCCAACCUUGAUCAGACUCUCCUACCUGUGAUUUCUAAUGAUCCUGAAGACAUUGAUUGGCAUGUGCAGUUGUGUUUGAUUAGAGUUAGAGCUAAACUCUGCAGGAAAGUGGAUCUCGUGGGCCAGAUUUAAGGAUCACUGCUCUAGACCGUCUGGUUCAUUCAUUUUUUGCAAAGUCUUGCCAAUACCUGAAUUGCAAUUAUGAGCGGUUUACUUUGUAUUUUGGACCUACCUUGUGUUUCAACUCCUGCCUAUUUAUUCUGUGCUCAUGUUUCUCGUUUGUGUUCGGGGUUUACUGUUUGGACAAUAUCAUUUAUUUGGUUCGGACAACCCCCUGGAUGCACAGUGUGGGUGGCCUGAGGACCCCCUUGAAACCAAAAUCAUUGAGGCCUCAACUGCACCCUUCAGUCUGAACUUGCCAGAUGGGAUGAGGAGAUGUCUCUAGAUCAUUUUAUUCAACUCUCAGUAAAGAUCUUAUCCCUACUUGCACUGCUCUUGCCUCCUCUAAUCUCACGGUCCCCCCUCUAGCACCCGAAGCUAUGUAACUAGACUGCACUUGCCUCGCAUUUGAGAGGCAUUGCCACUUUUUGCCUGGGAUUGUAUUUACUGUGGGGAAGGAGAACACUUCCUGGCUUCUUUCUCCCACCGACAAUCUGAGCCAGCACUGUGGAUUUUCUCAGAAAUUGCCUUAUUUUUUUGUGCUAUAACUGUAAUAAAACCACUCUGAAAUUACCUGCAGCACUAGAGUAAAUUAUUGAUGAAGCGAGAAAAGUAGAAGUGAGAGCAAGAAGUUAAAGGACGCUCCAGCAACAUUUAAAUCCAAAGUGUGGACUUACUUUGGAUUUUAUAACAGUGUGGACGGGGCAAAGCUAGAAAAGGACUACGCAAUAUGCAAGAACUGCUUUGCAAAAGUCCGCUACACGGGAAACACGAUCAACAUGCACAGCCACCUCACGCGGCAUCACCCGGAGCUCUGUGAGAAAGCUGUGGUUGGUGCUGGCUCAAAGCCGACACACCCCGGCGUAAACACCCUUUUCCUUGCAAAGCUACCACCUUGUUAUGCUAGGGCAAAGUCAAUCACAAAUGUGAUCGCUGUUUACAUGUGUAAAUGGAUCCGUCCGUACAGCGAGGUGGAGAAUGAAGUGUUCCGCUUUUUAAUGAAUAUCUUAACGGUCACUGUACAUUUUAUAAACGAAGAUUGGGAAAUUAAGUCAUAUGUCCUGCAAACCCGAGCAAUGCACGAAACGCACACUGGGACACACAUUGCUGAUGUACUGAAAGCCGCAGUGGGGGAGUGGAAUCUUGAUGCUAAGAAGCCAGUGGUUGUCACCGACAAUACAUCAAACAUGCGUGUAGCAAUAUCCUUAACAGGAUACCAACAUGUUAGAUGUUUUGCUCAUGUUUUAAAUCUUGCAUCCCAAUGUGCGCUGAAAAUAGCUGCUGUUGCCAAGGUACUUGUCAAAGUUAGGAGGAUCUCAACAUUCUUUCAUCGAAGCACAACUGGAGCAGA
Molecule: messenger RNA, 3622 nt
Organism: Carassius auratus (goldfish)
Lineage: Eukaryota; Metazoa; Chordata; Actinopteri; Cypriniformes; Cyprinidae
Product: nuclear factor 7, brain-like
Exons: 6
Coding region: 135-1490 (451 amino acids)
Molecular function (GO): protein binding; zinc ion binding
Source: RefSeq, a predicted model, not a curated record